Aphanomyces invadans is the source of this 6911-nucleotide messenger RNA. RefSeq lists its product as hypothetical. The coding region runs from base 56 to 6823 and encodes 2255 amino acids. Gene Ontology annotation, biological process: (1->3)-beta-D-glucan biosynthetic process; transmembrane transport. The transcript is spliced from 3 exons. The record is from RefSeq and is a predicted model, not a curated record. Gene Ontology annotation, molecular function: transmembrane transporter activity; 1,3-beta-D-glucan synthase activity. Lineage: Eukaryota; Oomycota; Saprolegniomycetes; Saprolegniales; Verrucalvaceae. Gene Ontology annotation, cellular component: plasma membrane; 1,3-beta-D-glucan synthase complex.
CGUGAGCGACUGAAACUUCCAUUAGGAAAUUCGAAUUGCAUCAGUGGUGGCGACGAUGGCGCUCAAACGCGCCGGAAGCAACUACUUCCUGCUCGAAAGCGAUUACAAGCGGUCCAAUGGAGCCCUCAAGCACUCGACUAGUUCGUUCCGGGAUCGCCUCAACCAGAUGGACAUCCUUGGGGAAAGUGCGUACUAUGUCAUGGGCGACAACCCGAACGAUCCAGAUGUGUACAACUCCCUCGAAUGCGACCAGAGCGGCGGCGCCGAGGUUAUCAUUGGGGACUUUCCUGACGAAGCAUCGAUCGAUUACUGCUGCGACGUCUUGUAUCGCAAAUUCGGCUUUCAGCUCGGGUCAGUCGACAACCAACGUGAGCACGCAUUGCUUUUGUUAGCGAAUGCCAAGUCCCGCGAGCGCAUGAAUGGAGGAAUGGACCAUGUUUCGCUUCUUCACCGUAAACUGGUGGGGAAUUAUGCAGAGUGGUGCAAGUUCAUCAAGGCUGAGCCCGUGUGGUACGCUGGCGAGUUGAACAAGCGCCUGACGAACCGGUUGCACAUGGAGCUCAUGCUAUACUUGUGCAUUUGGGGCGAAGCCGCCAACGUUCGACACAUGCCCGAGUGCAUUUGCUUUUUGUACCAUCAAAUGAUGCAGCUGUUGAACGCCGACCUCCAGGUCAUGCAGCCAUAUCCCGAGCGAUGGUACUUGGACUCGGUGAUUCGCCCAAUCUGGACAGAGUGCUCUGGAAUGACGAAGAAAGACGCGUUGGGCAAGCAUCUCGAACACACCAAGGUUCGUAACUACGACGACUUCAACGAGUUUUUUUGGCGAGAGGAGUGCUUGGCGGUGCCGGUGGACCAGGCUGGCUCCAAGUUGAAAACUCAUGAAAAAACGUACUACGAGCAUCGGAGCAUCAUGACCCUUGUGCUCAACUACUACCGGAUCUUCCAUUUCAACUUUAUGUUCAUCUUCAUUUUGGCCGUGCUCCAGUACUGCGUCACAAUCUCCCCCCGCGGCGGCGAAAGCGGUUUCAUGCAAUUUGCCGCGCUCGGUCAGGUCGUCGAGCCGUACUCAAAGACCGAUCUCAAGCUCGCGCUUGUGUUCCUCGUGCUCGCGCAUGCGGUGCUGAGCCUGUUGAAAGGCGUAUUGGAACUGGCCCAGUCGUGGCAUCACUUCUUCACGCCCAAUGACACACCAGUCGACUCCACCGCCCGAUCUUCGUCGCGGCUCUCGUACGGAUCGGCCCUCGCUCUGCGACUCGUGUGGAACGGAACGUUUGCCGUCUUGUUCUACGUCAUGAUGGCGGAAGGAUCAGGCGUGAAUGCGGCGCACCCGUGGCUGAAUCGUUUUGUGUUGUUGGGACCGUUGUUCCUCGGCCCGGGAUUGAUCGCGCUGGCCGUGACGGCAGUCUCCCCCGCCAUCGUUCGUACGUCGUUUUGGAGCAAAUUUGUCCGAGAAGGCGACACGUGCUACGUCGGCCGCAACAUGACGCCGCCGUGGUCGUACCGAGUCGUGUACAUUUCGUUCUGGCUCAUUCUGUGGCUGUGCAAGGCGUGUGUGUCGUACUGGGUACUCAUAUCGCCGCUCAUGCUGCCAUCCCUCGCCAUCUACGACAUGCAGCUCGACUACAAGACGCACGUUGUGUCCGUGCGCAACAUUGGCAUCAUCGCCGCGCUAUGGGCGCCCGUCUUUUUCGUCUUUUGCUACGACACGCAAAUUUACUUUACGAUUUUCCAAGCCAUCUAUGGUGCAGUCAAAGGCAUGCGCAUGCACACGGGCGAGUACCAUGGCUUUGCCGAUAUCAGCCGCGCGUUCCGGUUGAUUCCCCAGCACUUCGACAGCAAAGUCGUCACAGCCUGUGCGGUGGCCCAAGAUCACGUCCCGUCCGAGGACGGCCACCGCCGGUCCAUGCUCAUGGCUCGUUUUGUGGUGGUGUGGAACGAAGUGAUCAACUUUUUCCGGGAAGGCGACUUGCUCGACGACAAGGAAGCUGCGAUUCUCCAAUACGACGUGUCGGAGCAAACGGGCGAAAUCUAUGAGCCUGUGUUCUUGUCUGCAGGGAAAGUCCAGGAAGCGAUAGCAAGUGUCCUCAAGAUUGACCGGAAGAAGAAUCCCGGCCGUGAUGCCGAAUUGAGCGUCGAACUGCUCCUGCAUGACUGCAAUUCGGCGCUCAAGUCGUGCUUUAACGCGGUGUUGGUCGUGCUCGAACAGAUGCUCGAUCCGCGCGACGUGAGUGUGCUGGAAGCAUUCGACCUCAUGGAACAGCUCGCCGCCCAGAACAAAUUCAUGGCGUCGUUCCAGACCCAGCACAUUCCUCUCGUCCGCGACACACUCAUCGAGUUCCUGGAAGCCGUGCUCGACCUCCCGGCGCCGACUACGCCCCAUCCCCUCGCGCAGUCCACGAAAGCCCACCCGAUGCCGAUCGUCCAAGAAUUCGUCAAGCGGUUUAGUGCGUUCCUCCAUGCAACGACGUUGUUAUGCGCCGGCCAGCAAGUCAUUAUUGAGAAACUCAGCUCGAGCCACUUUUGCUCGCCCACGAACGGGUACAUGGCGGCGGCCGAAGGCCUCGUCAACUUGUGCUCGAAUGAAUCGACGAUGGCGAAUGCGACGCGCGCGCUGCUACUCUUGACGCUAGACACAUCCGAGGCGAUGCCGCGGUGCUCGGAAGCAAAGCGCCGCCUCGGCUUUUUCAUGAAAUCGCUCAUGAUGGACAUUCCCCAGUUGUCAGCGGUGAAAGAGAUGCGGUCGUUCUCGGUCAUGACGCCGUUUUAUGCCGAGGGCGUGUUGUAUUCGCUGGAGGAACUGAACGCGCCGCUGGAGAACCACCCGAUUUUCGGCGCAGUCGAAGAAACCGGAAAGAACCUCACGAUUCUGAAGUACCUUAUCACAAUCCACACGGCCGAGUGGGAGAACUUUCUCGAGCGCAUCAAUGUCCAAACGGAAGCCGAUGCGCUUCGCGACCACCCCCUUGAACUCCGGCUGUGGGCGUCUUACCGCGGCCAGACGCUCGCUCGCACCGUCCAGGGCAUGAUGCUGUACGAAGAUGCGAUCAAGAUGCUAUAUUGGCUCGAAAUUGGAUCCGCCAACGACAAAUCACAGGAGACCAAGCGCCAGCUCCUCGAAGAUAUGGUGUGCCUCAAGUUUUCGUACAUUUGCGCGUGCCAAGUGUACGGCAAACACAAGGCGGAAGGCAAGGCGCAGGCGACCGACAUUGACUACCUUCUCCGAACAUAUCCGAACCUCCGCGUCGCAUUUGUCGAUUCGGCCAAAGUCGGCAGCCAAACAACGUUCUCGUCCGUCUUGAUCAAGAGCGAAGGCGACGAAAUCGUUGAAGUCUACCGCUACGACCUUCCUGGCGACCCCAUUCUCGGGGAAGGCAAGCCUGAGAACCAGAACAACGCGCUUCCAUUCACGCGCGGCGAGUUCCUCCAAACGAUCGACAUGAACCAGCAACACUACUACGAGGAGUGCCUCAAAAUGCCCAAUCUGCUCGUCACGGCCGACCAGCACCCGUCCGGCAAACCCGUGAGUAUCAUCGGCAUGCGCGAGCAUAUCUUUACCGGGAACGCGUCGUCGUUGUCCAAGUUCAAGUCGUGGCAGGAGCUUGUGUUUGUCACGUUGAGCCAGCGCGUGCUCGCCGACCCGCUCUACUGCCGCAUGCACUACGGCCACCCCGACGUGUUUGAUAAAGUGAUGUGUCUGACGCGUGGCGGCGUGUCCAAGGCGUCCAAGGGGAUCAACUUGAGCGAAGACGUGUUUGCAGGGUUCAACACGACCCUGCGCGGCGGCGUCGUCACCCACGUCGAGUUUAUGCAGUGCGGCAAGGGCCGCGACGUUGCGCUGUCCCAGAUAUCCAUGUUUGAAGGCAAGUUGGCCAACGGCGCCGGGGAGACGUGUCUCGCCCGCGAAGCGCAUCGCAUGGGCGCGUUCCUCGAUUUCUUUCGGCUCAACUCCAUGUAUUACUCGCACACGGGGUUUUACUUUGCCACGUGGCUCACGAUCGUGACAGCGUUUGUCUUUAUGUACACCAAGCUUUACAUUGCGUUGACGGGCGUCCAAGAACAGAUUGUGUUUUCCAUGAACUCGACGACCCUGAUCUCCAAGAAUUCGGACAAAGGCUUUGAUGCGCGCGCGUUUCGCAACCUGGACAACAUUGUCAACACGCAGUACUACAUCCAAGCCGGUCUCUUCCUCACGCUGCCGCUGAUCGCAGUCUACUUUACAGAGGCCGGGAUCCGCCGUGGGUUCCUCCGCUUCUUCAACAUGAUCCUGACGGGCGGGUGGGCGUUCUUUACGUUCCAAGUCGGCACAACGACGCACUACUUUGACCUGAACAUCGUGCACGGGUUUGCCAAGUACCAAGCGACCGGGCGCGGGUUCAAGAUCACGCGGGAGACGUUUGUGCUUUUGUACAAGGCGUACUCGGGGUCGCACUACCGCAAAGCGAUGGAGCUGAUCGGUCUGUGUGUCAUCUACGGCACGUACGGGAUGUUUUCGAUCUGCCAAAAGACGGGUGUGAGCGACUCGAAUACGUUUGGCCAACAGUUUUGCAUCACAGCUCAAGGAUUCGGCACGCAAACGUUUGCAAUCUGGUUCAUCUCGGCGUUGUGGCUCCUCGCGCCGUUCCUGUUCAACUCGGACGGGUUCGACUAUGUAAAGACGAAAGUCGACAUCCAGAGCUGGGCCAAGUGGAUGUACACAGCCAAGGACGACAAGACGGACCCGGACAAGGUCAACCAAGGUGGGUGGAUCGGGUGGUGGCAAGGCGAGGUCGACCAGUACGUCGGCGCCAAGGGCAUCUCCCGGGUCACUGUCAUGGUGCGCGAGUGCCGCCACUUGAUCGUGGCAUGGUAUGUCAUCACGCUGCGGUACGACCCGAUCGUGGUCCUCUACACGAGCCUCGGCGUCCUGGCCACUCUAGGUCUCUUCCACGCGUUCUCGUGCUUCAACGGCCUCGGCGCUUCUCCAUCGAUCCGCGCCACAACCUACUUUUUGCUCGUCGCGCUCUUCCUGUCCGUGUACUUCAUCCUGACGAUGAUCGCGUUGUCCAAGUCGACCGGCGACGCGUUUGCCAUCCUGUACGGGUACUUUGCCAUCUUGUACGCGAUCAACGAAAUGGCGCGUGUGUGGGUGUACCCGACGUGGAGCAUCUCAAACAUUGGACUGUUCCAGCAGCUUGCGUUCUUCUUUGACUUUGUCUUUGGGGUUGCCAUGCUCAUCCCGCUCAUGCUUCUCUCCGUCAUUCCGUUCAUGAACAUCAUCCAGACCCGCAUGAUGUACAACGAAGGGUUUUCCCAAGUCAUGUCCGACUCGUCCCAGUACGCAUUCUCGAUCGCUGGCAUGGUUGGCCUCGUCGGCGCCGGCGCGUGCGGCUGGCUCCACUACGUCCUCACGACCCUUGACUUGUCCGCGUCGUUCCUCGCGUACACGACGUUUUAUAACAUCACGAUCAACCCCGUUGGGUACACGGCGUACUAUGCAACGUACGGCACAAUCGGCGGGUCGCUCGUGUCGGCCGCGUGUGGGUAUUACUUUGGCCGCCGCGCGACCAUCUUGUGCGGAGGAUUGGUUUCGUUUGUGUCGAUGACCCUCCUGUCCGGGACGCCGACGUUUGGCGGAAACGUGUUCAUUCCGGCGCUGGUGCUGUUCAGCGCCGCGAUCGGGAUCCUCCUUCCGGCGUUUUGCAUCUACUGCUACGAGAUCUCGACAAAGGAUAUGCGGCCCAAGAUCAUGCUCGUCCUCGCGCUCGGGUACAUCCUCGGGUCGAUGGCCGCCAGCUACUACACCCAUAGCAACUCGCUCGUGUGGAUGUGGCAAUGUUUUUGGUGUUUCAUGGUGCUCGCGUUCCUGACCCCCGUCAUCAUGCUCCUGCCCGAGAGUCCGUACUGGGUCCUCGCCCGCCAGGGAUCUGACGAAGCCGAUGCAUGCUUGAGCUUGCUCCGCCGUCGCACGGACGUCACGGACGAACUGAACGCAAUGAAAAAGCACCAAGAGUACAACGUCCCAACCGGCAACUCAGUCUACAAAGCCAUGGUGGGGUUUGGAUUGACCGUCGUGCUGUCGCUGUCGCUCCUACCGCUCAACGUGUACGUGGCACGCGUGAGUCUAGGGUACGGUCGGUCGCUCAUGCUGACCAACUGCCUCGCGGUCGAAUUUGUAUUUGCGCUCUUUUCGUUUGUGUACAUUGACAAGUUUGCGCACAAGUUUAUCUUGAUGGUGACGCUCGUGCUGAGUGCCGUCGCGGUCGCGUUUGUCGCGGGCCAAGACCGGUUCCAGCUCUUUGGGCAGCCCGAUCAAACCCCGCUCGUGAUUCUGUUCGUUGUGCUGUACGCUGUCAAGGGCAUGGGCCUUCCAGCGACGCUCUGGGUGGGUUUUAUCGGGCUUUUCCGCACGCGCGGCCGGUUCGUAUCGAUGCCAAUCUACUUUACAACGUUCUUUGGCACCCACCUCGCGACGACGUACAUCCGGCUCGAGUCGCCUACGACUCGCAACCCAACGUCCACCGAGUACAUUUGGCUCUUUGGCCUCAUGGGUGCCAGCGUUGCUCUCGUAUUUGCCAUGUUUGGCCUGGCCAAGCGGUCGAACGGCAUGCUGUGUACCGUCAUGGAAAUGACGCACGAACGCGAAAUGGACGAGGCCCGCCAACGCGCCGCGAGCCACCCGGCCGGCCGGCGCCGCGCUUAUGCAAGCAAGCACGGCUCUCGCCGGUUUACCAACGUCACGUUGUCCCCACGCAACAACCCGGUCACCCCCAGCCGAGGCGCGCAAUCUCGCAAAGGCAGCGACAUCGAAGCGCCGUACCAGCGCAUCACCGAAGCCGCCGUCUAGUGUCGCUCGUACCCACGCACCACGACAGCGCUAGAUAUAAAAUGCACCACGUACUUGUCUACUUGCUGUCGAGCGAGCGCGGCGGCUG